Molecule: messenger RNA, 1359 nt
Organism: Synchytrium microbalum
Lineage: Eukaryota; Fungi; Chytridiomycota; Chytridiomycetes; Synchytriales; Synchytriaceae
Exons: 3
Coding region: 1-1359 (452 amino acids)
Molecular function (GO): acid phosphatase activity; inositol phosphate phosphatase activity
Source: RefSeq, a predicted model, not a curated record
AUGACAGAGGAUAAUGUCACGGUUCAUGGAUCUUCUUUUUCUGAAGAAUCCUUUAUAGAACAUACGCUUGGAUCACGUCGCAAAUAUCCAGAACCAGUCAGUCAAGUACAGGAUGCACCUGCUAGGUGUGAAUUGCAACAGAUUCAACUGGUUACUCGUCACGGAACAAGGUAUCCUACAUUCGACUGGUACUCGAAAUUCAGACAGUUGGAAUCACACUUUGAGAAGCACCACGAGGUAUUGAAGAAGAGACACCCAUACCUCGCUGCAUGGAGAAUGCCAUUUGAUGACGAAAUGGAAGGUCAGCUUACAGAAUCAGGAUUGGAAGAGAUGCGUCGAAUGGCUAUUCGUUUGAAGAAACGUAACCCAACGUUCUUCGCAUCUUUAAAACCUAUGGAUGUAGUCGCAAGGUCGUCAAACAAGAGUCGAACUCUAAAUAGCGCAGAUGCUUUUAUAAAGGGACUGUAUGAUGGAAACCAUACGUGUCAUGUAGAAGUCCUUGACCGAAAACGGGAUGCCGACCUCGUGCCAUGGGAAUCCUGUAAACGCUACCGUAGGGUGCACGAUAGUAGGACACCCAGUAUCGACAGCCAGACUCCGAUCUCGGCGAACUUGAAGCACGCUAUAGAUCAGAAGGAAAUCGAUAUGGAAAGGCCUCGUAAAGGAGAAUAUGCCAAAUAUAUUGACGAACAGCUGCCUAGGAUAGUCAAAUCGACGAGCAAAAGGCUAGGAAUACCAUUAACAACUGAACAUGUACUCAACAUGCUCGAAAUGUGUGGCCAAGAAGUGACCAUUUUCAACAUGUUUGAUGGAUUUUGUACUAUAUUCGAAAGGCACGAAUUCUUGGUCCGUGAGACUGCAGAAGAUAUAGAACGAUAUUACAGUUUUGGAUAUGGAUUUGACAUCAACUUGGAUAUGAUGUGUAGUCUUGUAACGGAUUUGUUGGAAUCUGCUAAGCAUGCGGAGGAAUAUCCGCUCCUGCUACGGUUUACACAUGCAGAAGCUAUGGCGCCAUUAGCUGCAGCUCUGGGCUUCUUCAAAGAUCCACCUCCACCUCUCUCCCAUUCGCAUCGCCCUCUAUCAAGAGCCUGGCGCUCAUCCUUUAUAGCACCAUAUGCAGCCAACCUAAAACUGGAAACAUAUAAAUGUCAUCAUCACGAUGUAGUCAGGCCAUACGUACGAAUCUUGUGGAAUGAAAGAAAUCGAUUCCCUAAACUAAAGAUACCAGGCUGUGAGUCUAAAGGGCUAUGUCCACUGGAUUCAGUGCUUCACGUAUACGGAAAGUACAUGCACUGCGACUUCGACGCAAUGUGUGGUAAUGAAAAGCCUAGCUCUGGAGGGUGGAAUCGUUGGAAAUAG